CGUCUUGUGAUCAGUGGGGGAGUUAGCCUGAUGAGUAAAUAACGGAAAUUGCGACAGAAUGAGGUUGAUAAGGAUAUAAAUACAAAAAGAACGGAGUGUGUAAGACAGUUAAAACAGAGUAUCUCUCUGAGAAUAUUUAUUAUUGUCCUGCUGCCUUCAGGCCAUGCUCCCAAACUGACUGUGGAGACUCGUAAACUCCUGUCAAACGAAUGAAGAAACACCUUUUACUUCUCUUCAAGUACAGAGGACCUCGUCCGAAAAGGCAAAAAGAGCAAAAGACGACGAAAAUGGCCAAUUAUAGAAUACGACCUGCUACGCCCGACGACUGUGCUGACAUUCUGCGACUUAUAAAAGAACUGGCAAAGUAUGAAGAGAUGGAAGAUCAAGUAAUAUUGACAGAGAAAGAUCUGCUUGAAGAUGGCUUUGGAGAACAUCCCUUCUAUCACUGCCUUGUGGCUGAAGUAGCAAAAGAGCUUCAGACCUCUGAAGGAGCUACUGUUGUAGGCUUUGCAAUGUAUUACUUUACUUAUGACCCUUGGAUUGGAAAAUUGCUGUACCUUGAGGAUUUCUUUGUGAUGCAAGAAUUCAGAGGGUACGGAAUGGGCUCAGAAAUCCUGAAGAGACUGAGUCAGGUUGCUGUCAGAAGCCGUUGUAACAGCAUGCACUUUCUUGUGGCUGAAUGGAAUAAGCCCUCAAUAGAGUUUUACACAAAACGUGGUGCUUCUGACCUCUCCACUGAGGAGGGCUGGCGGCUGUUCAAAAUUGACAAGAACUACUUGGUUAAGAUGGCCUCUGAGGAGUAAAGAUCUGUCACAAGAGCAAAAAAAUUCCAUACACAUUUGUAUUGGAGUUCAGUUUCUGUGAUUUCUUUUAAUUUGAAAGAAUUUUAUAUUCUGCUUACUGACUGAUCAGAGCAUAGUGUUUCUUUGAUUACUGUAAUAACCUCUACACAAGCUGAAGUAAAUAAAACCUUCCUUACCAGUGGUACUACGAUAUAAUUGUUAAACCAAGAUGCUUCACAGGAGCUCAUACAAGGGUAAUGCAUGUGGGUUAAAGUGUACAUUAUUUAAAUAGAUCAUAUUGCAAAGUUGUGAUUUUUUUUCAUUUGUUAUAUGAAUAUAACUUUGUUCUAGUGAGGACUUUGUUUACAAUGUGUACAGUGUACACACUGGUUUGUGGGUGUUUUUGUUAUAUGCUUAAUUCAAUAAAUAUAUUUCUGUGUUUAA
This is a messenger RNA of Protopterus annectens (West African lungfish), 1226 nucleotides long. RefSeq names its product spermidine/spermine N1-acetyltransferase 1 (gene SAT1). Bases 210 to 803 code for a protein of 197 amino acids. Gene Ontology annotation, cellular component: cytosol. NCBI's taxonomy places the organism in Eukaryota, Metazoa, Chordata, Ceratodontiformes, Protopteridae. Gene Ontology annotation, molecular function: N-acetyltransferase activity. The record is from RefSeq and is a predicted model, not a curated record. The transcript is spliced from 6 exons.